This is a messenger RNA of Clupea harengus (Atlantic herring), 3582 nucleotides long. It is a transcript of the gene dll4, whose product is annotated as delta like canonical Notch ligand 4. Gene Ontology annotation, molecular function: calcium ion binding. Lineage: Eukaryota; Metazoa; Chordata; Actinopteri; Clupeiformes; Clupeidae. The record is from RefSeq and is a predicted model, not a curated record. Gene Ontology annotation, cellular component: membrane. Gene Ontology annotation, biological process: cell communication; multicellular organism development; Notch signaling pathway.
CUCACAGAAGAAAUAGUAAUCCCUGUUGAAGCACCACCAUUUGCGUCACGGCACUGGCUGACAGACAAGCACACAUUUGCGCGUCAUUUUAACUGAACUUCAGAAGCCGAGUCAACACUCCGCCGAGAGAGAUAUCCAACACAGGGGGAUGCGAGGAGGCGUCAACCGCACUGAAGAUGGCUAAACUGUGGAUAUUGACGUUACUGUUAUUUGUUUAACCUUGAUGCUUGGAUAAUCAACUACUUUCCACACCUGCGAAACCGUUUUGGAUAGAUACCACCGGAGCUCUCUGCAGUGGGCUUGAAGAAGGAUUAAUAUUUAUUUAACUUUUCCACAUUUACCGUUACCCUUUGGAAUAGGAGCGCACGCGGGAGGAAAGGUUGCAUCGCAAGGCAAACGUGCUGCUUCUGAAGAGUGCUAAAGAAUGGCACUUUGGUACAAUAUUCUUGUACUUAGCAUAAUGAUAACGACUCAGGCUUAUGGAUCCGGUGUAUUCGAGCUUGAUCUUCAUGAGUUUAAGAACGAUUACAGUUUGCUGGCCAAUGGUUUGCCGUGUGGUCCGGAUUGUCGGACCUUUUUCCGAGUGUGCCUGAAGAACUACCAAAUGGUGGUGACCCCCGGUGAAUGCGUCUUCGGCAGCGAUAUCACGCCGGUGUUAGGGGCCAAGUCGUUCAGCGUCACGAAGAACGGCGGGGUCAAUAAACCAAUUCGAUUACCGAUCGACUUUAGAUGGCCGGGAUCCUUCUCUUUAAUCAUCGAAGCCUGGUAUGCUCCGACACAGGAAUUACCAUUAGAUACAUCGCACCCUGAGUUAUUGAUUAGCACUUUUUCCACCCAGAGAAAGUUGGAAGUAGGUGCCGAGUGGUCUCGGGAUUUUCUGACGUGGAAGCAGACGGAGCUAAGGUAUUCUUACCGGUUCAUCUGCAAUGAAAAUUACUACGGCGACAGUUGUUCCCAAAAAUGCACUCCCAGGGACGACCGUUUUGGCCACUACACCUGCGACCGUGACGGGCAAUUUUCCUGUCUCCCUGGCUGGAAUGGAAAAUACUGCGAAGAACCAAUCUGCCUUGAAGGAUGCAGCAAGGAAAAUGGAAACUGCUCGAAACCCGGAGAGUGUGACUGCCGGGAGGGCUGGCAGGGCAUCUUCUGUACCGAGUGUAAGAGACACCCUUCCUGCAAGCACGGCACCUGUCAGCAACCGUGGCAGUGCACCUGCCACGAGGGCUGGGGCGGGCUCCUUUGUGAUCAAGAUCUGAACUACUGCACCCACCACAAACCCUGCCGGAACGGGACGUGCAUGAACACGGGCCAGGGCAGCUACACGUGCACCUGCCACCCCGGCUUCACCGGCGUCAACUGCGAGCGCGAGGUGAAGGAGUGCGACAGCCACCCCUGCCUGAGCGGAGGCCUGUGCACGGACCAUGAGAGCGGGUACAGGUGCGAAUGCCCACAAGGGUACGAGGGCAACCAGUGUGAGACCCGGGUGCUGACGUGCGCGGAUUCGCCGUGUUUCCGCAACGGGCGCUGCCACGACAAGGACAACGGCAGAAGCUACGUGUGCGAGUGCCCGGCGGGCUUCACGGGCCUCAACUGUGAGAAGCGGGUGGACAAAUGCACAUCACUGCGCUGUGCCAACGGCGGGCUGUGUGUUUUCGACGGGAGCGUGAGAAGGUGUAGCUGUCGGUCAGGCUUCAGCGGCCUGCACUGCGAGAUCAACAUCAACGACUGCGCCAACAACCCCUGCUCCAUGGGCAGCACCUGCAAGGACAGCAUCAACGGCUACAUCUGCAUGUGCCCGCCCGGGUUCCAGGGCCGCAACUGCGAGCGCCUCACCGACGCGUGCAGCGCCCGACCCUGCCAGAACGGAGGAACCUGCAUGAAGGGGAUGGGGUGCGUGUGCCCGCACCCCUUCGGCGGGCCGCAGUGCGAGCUGUACGCGCCCAUCACCACCACGCCGAGCGCGGCGGGCCCCUACGACCACACGCCCUGGGCCGCCGUGCUGCUGGGCGUGGGCCUGGUGGCCAUCAUGGUGCUCCUCUGCAUGGUGUUCGUCGGGCUGCGCUACAUCCACAAGCAGAAGGCCCGCGAGCACCUGGACUCCACCGGCACCAAGAACAAUCUGUCGGACCUCCAGAAGGACAACCUCAUCUCGGCCAUGCAGCUGAAAAACAACAACAAGAAGGUGGACCUGGAAGUGGACUGUCCCAGGGAAAAGUUGAACUACAAACACAUCAACUACCACAAGGACUACAAGUCCGAAAUGGACUACAAGGAAGAGCGGUCGAGAGAGGACAAACACCACCACAACGAAAAAUCUUUAGAAGAGAAAAAGCCACUGGGCAGAAUAUAUAGAGAAAAGCCGGAAUGUAGAAUAUCAACAAUAUGCUCUUCAAGAGAUUCCAUGUACCAGUCUGUGUUCGUCAUUACUGAGGAGAGAAACGAGUGCGUCAUCGCAACGGAGGUAUAAAAUAUCAAGAUUAUCAAGAAGGACUAUCUUCUGGACUGUUUACAUAUAGAUGGGGUUUUUUUUUUUAUUUAAGUGUGACUUGCUGCUCUUGGAAACUUGAUGACUGGAGAGGGCCUGUGUACAGGCGAAUGCAAUAGGACUAUGUCUGAAUGUAAACACGUCAGAACUGACUGGAGGCGUGGAAAUAAUCAGAAUGCCGACGCUGUAGCUAAAGACUGAUGGCUUCGUCUGCUGUCCCUGCUCUCACUCGAGCACGUGCGCGAUGGACAUUUCAAAAGCCCCCCCACCCUCCAGGAGACAUACAAGACUGAUCUAUAUGUUUGUAAUCAUGGACAAAUAAUAUUUAAUUACUUCCAUUCAAAGUUCUUUUUUUUUUAUUUUAGUAAUAUGGCAAUCCCAUAAUCAAGAUCGUAGCUGCCUGCCCUGAAAGACCCCCCUGUCUUCUUCCAUUUCCCAACCGUAACUGAGUGCUAUGCAAGAGAAAAAAAGAGGACAUUUUACGAGAAACAUUCAUACCCGUAUAGAAUAAUAUUGGAGACAGUCCACUUUGUAGGCAGUCUUUGACUUUCUUAAAAUCAGCGUUUGUAAAAAAUUAGUACUGAGUACCUUUUGCUGAUGUCGGAUGUUUUGUAAAACAAAGUUUAUAUGCAUAAUCACAGAGCCUUAAACGUGGUUUCCAUGGAGACCUUAAUUAGUGCCCUGCUCUUUUGAGACCCUUGAACACUGCCACACCCACCCCUGCUACCAGGAACACAGAUGCAAUGGGCUGCAGUACUGAGGUGUCCAAAAGAGGGUCAUGUUUAUCACACCGUAUGCAAACCAAUGCCCAUGGGGACAAUGACCAAGAAGUGACUAUCAUACCAAGGAAGCCUAAAAAAAUGAGUUGAAAUUGCAGAACAAUUGAAGUUAUUUUAAAGAUUAGUAUUUCACUAGUUAUUUAAAUCUUAAGAAGCACUGAUCUUUUUAUGUUUUCUAAAUUUAUUUUGUAUAUACUGUAUAUUUAUGAAACCUGUACAUUCUGUAUUGUGUGACUGUUGACCAUCAAGAAAAGUUAAAUUUAUUUUUGUUGUUGUUGUUGUUACUGUUUAUUCAAAACAAUGAAAACAAAUCUGGUA